Messenger RNA from Bactrocera oleae (olive fruit fly), 1269 nucleotides. RefSeq names its product SIN3-associated polypeptide 30 (gene Sap30). Gene Ontology annotation, biological process: regulation of DNA-templated transcription. Lineage: Eukaryota; Metazoa; Arthropoda; Insecta; Diptera; Tephritidae. Gene Ontology annotation, molecular function: transcription coregulator activity; protein binding. The record is from RefSeq and is a predicted model, not a curated record. Gene Ontology annotation, cellular component: histone deacetylase complex.
GAUAUACGCUUUGCUCUCCUUUCUUUAUUUAAUUGUUUCCAAUUGCAAUUUUCGUUCUUUCACAUUCGUGAUGCCCGUGCAUAAAGUUUAUUAUACAAAAAAAUUGUUUUUUUGCCCAGAUACAACUGUGCACAAACUAGGCUAAGCAAAAACGAAUAGUUAAGACAACGAGCAAGAAAAUAAAUAUAUAUAAAAAAGUCUACGUGACUUUCAUGAAGAAAACAUUAUAUGCGUUUGAUGCGUAUCAGAGGAGUGAAGUGUGAAAGUUUUGCCACUACGUAAUUGUGUCAUUGAUUUUGUAUAUGAAAAUAACAUUGUGAAAAAAAUUUUGAAAAUUCGAUAACAAUAAACGAACAUCAAAAUAUUAAAAAAAAAAAACAGCAUAACUUAGGUUUGCUAUUGUUAAGUAGCUGUUAGCAUGAAUAACGGUGGGUUCAGUUCAGCAGACGAGGACUCUCGUGAUGGCCAUAGUACAUGUUGCCUUAUCGAUGAUGACGAACGUUGCCGAAAUCCCGCUGGUAAUGCCAGAUAUAGUAAACGUAUACAAAAAACUGUGCAACAAAAACGUCUAAAACUUCGUAAUGAUCCCACCGCGGAACGCAUUUACAUCUGUGAAUACCACAAAUCGCAAAUACAAUCAGCACGCAGUAAACGACGGCGUAAGGAAUCUGAGGAGGAUAGCAAUGAAACCGAUAACGAAACACCAGACGUUGUAAUGCCGGACCUUUAUCAACUGCAAGUGAAUACAUUGCGACGAUAUAAACGUCACUACAAAGUGCAGACGAGACCGGGUAUGAAGCGACAACAAUUGGCAGAUACAAUCAUGAAACAUUUCAAAACGAUACCGAUCAAAGAGCAGGAAACCAUCACCUACUUUGUAUACAUGGUUAAAUCGAAUUCGAAUAAGCUGGAUCAAAAGAAUGGCAUUGGCAAUGAUACAACCUGAGGGAAGCACUGAUGAGUCUCCAGGUUGUUGUUAAUUGGUUGCUAUUAUUCUACAACAUAUUUUAGGCGCCAAUGUCGGAAGCAACAUGCCCUUAGCUUCUUAAGCUUCCUUAUUAUAUACAUUUGUAUGUAUUUAGUGCUAAGUAAAUAUUGCUUAUAUAGUAUAAUCCGUGUUCAUGUUGAUUUUAAUUUGAAAAACAAAAUACAAUAUGCAGUUAUUAUCAAAUAAUAUUACGUAUAGGUAUGUUUAUAGAAAUGUAAAGUAGCCAACUACAUAACACUGUUGAAUAAAGUCAUUGUUCGAUUUUUGCAAUACUACUUAAA